GUGGGAAGCAAAGGGAAGUCGGUGCUGCAGGGAGUCCGGCCAAGCAGAUCCGUCCACUCCCACGCUGGCACCCACAGGCCAGGGAGAGACCCUCACCUUCCAGGUGGGCUGCCUACCUCGGCGGCUGGCUGCGGCGCUGGCAGCUGGGCAGCGAGGGGGAGAGCCUGCGGGUACGGAAGGAGGAUGGCCAGGCCUCUGGAACAGGCGGUGGCUGCCAUCGUGUGUACCUUCCAGGAGUAUUCGGGGCGCGGCGGGAACAAGCACAGGCUCUGCCAGGGGGAGCUCAAGGAGCUGCUGCAGAAGGAGCUGCCCACCUGGACCCCGACGGAGCUGCGGGAGUGUGACUACCAUCAGUUCAUGAGCGUCCUGGACACCAACAAGGACCAGGAGGUGGACUUCGGGGAGUUCGUGCGCGCCCUGGCCUGCCUGUGCACCUACUGCCACGACUACUUCAAGGACUGUCCCCCCGAGCCCCCCUGCACCCAGUAGGCUCCGCUCCCACAGGCGCCUGACACGAGGCCCAGGCCGGGCUGACCCAGGGGGCUAGAGGUGGGUGGGGACCUCCCCAGAGUCCCAGCUGAAAAGCCCCAGAGCUCCGCCUCCCCCUGUGGCUGCACAAGGAUGAGGUCCUGACCCCGGAGGGCCCACUUCACGCCUAAUAAAGAACUGGUGUCCCCA
This is a messenger RNA of Mustela lutreola (European mink), 678 nucleotides long. RefSeq names its product S100 calcium binding protein A3 (gene S100A3). Bases 184 to 489 code for a protein of 101 amino acids. Lineage: Eukaryota; Metazoa; Chordata; Mammalia; Carnivora; Mustelidae. The transcript has 3 exons. The record is from RefSeq and is a predicted model, not a curated record. Gene Ontology annotation, cellular component: cytoplasm. Gene Ontology annotation, molecular function: transition metal ion binding; calcium ion binding.